AUGCCUGCUUCUUCACGCAGCUCAAAGGCCUGCACCGAGUGCCGGCAAGUCAAGCUCAAGUGCGACUCGAAGCUCAGCUUUCCAGAACCAUGUUCUCGGUGCAAGACGCGGAACCUGGUCUGCACCUUUGAUCCGACCUUCAAACGCACACCUACCAAGGGCCAGCUCGAGAGAGUGACCAAGCAACUGAAUCAGCUGCAGAGUGCUCUGGGCCUUCCGCAACAUCGAUAUCUACCAGACUAUCUCCAUGUUCCCUCGACCGGGAGCCGCACGUCCAGCGUCGGUAGUCAAUCUUCAGUCCCCUCGCCUGAGACAAGCGCGGUGCCGCGCACAGUGCCCCUACAGCCUGAGACGUACUUCGGGCUUUCUGAUUCAACCGUGGAUGUGCCUGAAAUCUUCCGCCUCGGGUCUUUUCAAAUCUCUUCUGAACGCGUGAAGCAACUUUUCGUGCACUUUGCUCGACAACAGUAUAGACACCUUCCCGUCAUCGACACCCGUCGCAACUAUGCAGAGCUGCACCACACAACGCCAUUUCUCUUCUGGUCUAUCGUGGUCGUAGCCAUUCGAAGCUCUAACCUCAUGAACGAGCUAAUCGAUACCAUUGAAAAGCCCUACAACGAGUUCGUCGGCAGAGUCGUGGUCAAAUCUCCAUUAUCCUUAGCCUCGAUUCAGGGCUUGCUGUUGUUAUGCCUCUGGCCCUUUGGUGUACGCCACCAGCGCCAAGAUCCCAGUUGGAAUCUGUGCAAUAUCGCUUUAUCAGCCACGAUCCACCAGGAUCUUCCGGGCAAGAUUCUGAGGAAGAAAGGCUGGCCGAACGAGGAAGAGCAAAUUGGUUGCAGAACAUGGCUAGCCUGCUUCUACGUCAGCUCUUGCCUAAGCGCAAGCCUUGCAGUUUCUCCUCCCCUACGAACCUCGGAGGACCUGACCAACGUUAGUAAAGCGCUGGCCAUUGGGGGCUCAACUGGAGAAUUCGCUAGUCAGCUCGAGAUCCAGCGCCAGGUCGCAAAUUAUACCUCGGUCCUUCGCGACCAAAGUCUGAUAGAGAGCUCUUCAGCUAUUCAGAUGUACGACAAGGAAUUAAGCGCCAUUCCUGCCCACUUCAAGGAGCAUUGGACCAAGGAGAGUGAGUUCUGUCUAUUGGUAGCCAAGCUCAAUCUCUACACCUUGGUCAUACUAUCAGCAAGAAGUGGCCAGAGUUCCACUCCAACGUCUUCCAUUCCAGGACCACAAAAUUCGGUUGGCAUCUGUUUGCUGAAGGGCUUUCACGUUGCCGUCAAGAUGAUUUCUCUGUAUUCACAACUCAUGGAUCAGAUUUCUCAGAAACCUUAUGAUGACACGGACGUCAUUCCUACUUACUACACUUUACCCAAAAGCUAUCACCAUUCCUUUGCACAAGCUACCUUUUUCCUCUUGAGAUUCACCACGGCUGGAUCUCAAUUUCCGGAAAGCGAUCGAGAUAUUGCUCGGAACCAUAUCAGAUUGGCACACGAGAUCUAUCUACGCAACUCUCAGAAGCCAGAUGAUGAGCCUGAGAGAGAUGCCCAUGUGAUCGAGACGCUAAGCCGCAAUGGAGAGGGCGAAAAUGAUUUCCCAGACAGCCAGGAUCUGUCCAUUGUGCGACUUACCGCCAAGAGAGCUGCGGCAAUCCGAGGCAAGUCCUCUUCAUACGAUGCCCCUGUACCCGAAGUGCCUGCGCCAGCCUCGACCGAGAGCAUUCCCGAGGCAGUUGGCGUGGGCACAUCAAGCGUGCCCAAUGCCCAGGGAGAUUCAGCAGCAUUCGAUUUUCAGUAUACUGACAAUUGGCUGCCCUACUUCGACGUGCCCAACGAAGUAUGGGACAUAAAUAAUUAUCCUGGCACGAUGCCUCCGGUGGCCGAUUGGUCGGGGCAAACGACGAUGAUGAACUAUUCGACAUAUUGA
Cyphellophora europaea CBS 101466 is the source of this 1920-nucleotide messenger RNA. RefSeq lists its product as uncharacterized. Gene Ontology annotation, cellular component: nucleus. Bases 1 to 1920 code for a protein of 639 amino acids. The transcript is spliced from 2 exons. NCBI's taxonomy places the organism in Eukaryota, Fungi, Ascomycota, Eurotiomycetes, Chaetothyriales, Cyphellophoraceae. Gene Ontology annotation, biological process: regulation of DNA-templated transcription. Gene Ontology annotation, molecular function: transcription cis-regulatory region binding; zinc ion binding; DNA-binding transcription factor activity, RNA polymerase II-specific. The record is from RefSeq and is a predicted model, not a curated record.